AUUUUACACACGGAACGACACGCGCGCGCAACGCUAUCGUUCGGAACGUUCGAAAUCGUAAAGAAGUGAAGAAGAAAUAAUAAUAAUCGCAACGACGACACAUCAUCAUGACCGGUCGCGGUAAAGGAGGAAAGGGUCUGGGGAAAGGUGGAGCCAAGCGACACAGGAAAGUACUCCGUGAUAACAUCCAGGGUAUCACCAAACCGGCCAUACGUCGUCUGGCACGCAGAGGCGGCGUCAAACGUAUCUCCGGUCUGAUAUACGAAGAGACCAGAGGCGUUCUCAAAGUAUUCCUAGAGAACGUCAUCCGCGACGCCGUCACGUACACCGAGCACGCGAAGAGGAAGACCGUCACAGCCAUGGACGUCGUGUACGCCCUGAAGCGACAGGGACGCACCCUAUACGGUUUCGGCGGUUAAACGUUCGGCGUGUCUAUACGUAUAUAACCGGCUCCCGACUACGUGAUAUAAAGCAGAAUAGGAACAACAACAACACCAACACCGACACCGACACCGACACCGACAACAUCAUCAUGACGAUAUCAUCUCAUCGUCACGAAGAAUAAACUGAAGAAAUGUCGUCUUGUCAAUAUAUAUACAUGUGUGUGUAUAUAUAUAUAUAUAUAUACGUCUCGCGUGUGACUGAGUGCCUGUGCCUGUGCCGAUUCUUCUCCGCCCGACUGCCCGACUGGAAUAAUAUUAUACGAAUAUAAAUUUUCUCUUCUCGCUUUAUAUCAUGUGUCAUCGGAAAUAUUUUUGUUUUUUAAAAAAAAGGCCCUUUUCAGGGCCGCAUAUGUAUCCGUUAAAAUAUAUUAUUCACAAUAGUGAAUAUCGAAUACGAGUUUCAACGACGGAAUAAUAUAAAAUGGAUGAUAGGUAUUAUAGGUGGUGGUGGUAGGUGGUGCCGAACUCCACCUAUCUAGUUGGAUUUCAAAUUCAACUUACUAAAAUCUACUCUCACGACGACAAACACAGUAAACGAACACAUUAUUAACUCUCAUAUCAUAACA
This is a messenger RNA of Danaus plexippus (monarch butterfly), 1009 nucleotides long. Its product is annotated as histone H4. Gene Ontology annotation, biological process: nucleosome assembly. Bases 108 to 419 code for a protein of 103 amino acids. The transcript has a single exon. Gene Ontology annotation, cellular component: nucleosome. Lineage: Eukaryota; Metazoa; Arthropoda; Insecta; Lepidoptera; Nymphalidae. The record is from RefSeq and is a predicted model, not a curated record. Gene Ontology annotation, molecular function: DNA binding; protein heterodimerization activity; structural constituent of chromatin.